Triplophysa rosa is the source of this 1766-nucleotide messenger RNA. It is a transcript of the gene six6a, whose product is annotated as SIX homeobox 6a. Gene Ontology annotation, molecular function: RNA polymerase II cis-regulatory region sequence-specific DNA binding; DNA-binding transcription factor activity, RNA polymerase II-specific. The transcript is spliced from 4 exons. Gene Ontology annotation, biological process: eye development; regulation of transcription by RNA polymerase II. Gene Ontology annotation, cellular component: nucleus; transcription regulator complex. The coding region runs from base 454 to 1323 and encodes 289 amino acids. The record is from RefSeq and is a predicted model, not a curated record. Lineage: Eukaryota; Metazoa; Chordata; Actinopteri; Cypriniformes; Nemacheilidae.
UUGAGCCCUAACAAUAGUGCUUUAAGUUUGUCGUUCAAUUGCUCAGUGGGAAGUUUUCUGCUUCCGUUUGCCAUUUGGAAGACAGGAUGAGGACGAGGAAGAAGAGAGAGAGAGCCUAUGUGGCACAUCACCCUGGUUGCUUUGCUGUUAAAGAAGAGUUGGGCUUUUUGCGGCACACUGGCUCCAUUCUGGAGUUUCCGUGCGCGGCUGGUUCGAGUGGCCCGCUAUUGUCCCACAUCGGGUCGGAUGGAGUAAGCACUAGGCCUACUUUGGGUGGUCCGACAGGCCCCCUCAGUCCACAAUAGCUUCGUGCCCAAUUAUGACGAGGACGUUUUUGUACUUGAAGGUUGUUGAUUUACGGCUUGCAGUUCAACUGCCUCCAGUUAUCAUUCUGAGUGCAUCCAAGGUGAAGGGCGCAGCCGUGCGCAUGCAAAUAGGCCUACAUUCUGUAGGAUGAAGAGUGCAAAUCCGUUUUGUUGUUCAGAGACACUGAACAAAAAUAAGGGCGAGACAGACGAGCAGCAACACCAAACGGCAGGAGCGAAGAAGAGCGAGAUUAGAGUCCGGAAGGAUAGACAAGUCUCCAUGUUCCAGCUGCCUAUUCUGAAUUUCAGCCCCCAGCAGGUUGCGGGGGUCUGCGAGACGCUAGAGGAAAGCGGCGACGUAGAGAGGCUCGGGCGCUUCCUCUGGUCGCUCCCGGUGGCGCCGUCCGCCUGUGAAGUCCUCGGGAAGAACGAGUCCGUCCUGCGCGCGCGCGCUGUCGUGGCCUUUCACGCCGCCAACUUCCGUGACCUCUACCACAUAUUAGAAAACCACAAAUUUACCAAAGACUCACACGCGAAGCUGCAAGCUCUCUGGCUCGAGGCGCAUUACCAGGAAGCCGAGAAACUCCGCGGACGUCCGUUAGGACCCGUGGACAAGUAUCGUGUCCGAAAGAAGUUUCCACUGCCUAGGACGAUAUGGGACGGCGAGCAGAAAACUCACUGUUUUAAGGAGAGGACACGGCAUCUUUUGAGAGAGUGGUACCUGCAGGACCCUUACCCGAACCCCAACAAAAAGAGAGAGCUGGCGCAAGCGACUGGACUCACACCCACACAAGUGGGCAAUUGGUUUAAAAAUCGGAGGCAGAGAGACCGGGCGGCAGCGGCCAAGAACAGGCUACAGCAGCAGGUUCUGUCUGGUGUCUCGAUCAGAUCUCUGGGGGACGAUGACACCACAGGAGACCGACUGGAACCCGCCUCAAGCCCAGAGGUCAGUCUUUCGAGCAAGGCCGCCCCCUCCGCCAUCGCUAUCACCUCCAGCGACAGUGAAUGUGACAUCUAACCUGACAAGCUUCAAAAGAGCAAACAGGAGAAUUGUAAGACUGAGGCAAUCUAAAAACAACAAACUCCAGUGCCUGUAACCGGCCCAAGGAGAGCACAGAGCCUAAAAUGUGAAGGAUUGAAGGGGAGCGCGGAUAUUGCAUUCGUUGACGUGAUCAGCAAAAAGGCGCAUGCUUCUCACGACAACAGCCAAAGGGAUCUUUUGGGGGGGGGGUAUCGAAGGGCCGAACUUACUAUUGUAUUUGUGUGUACUUCAUUAUGAAAAAACUAAAUACUGUUUUUAUGUUCACUUGUCUUUUACAGUGUUUAUUUACAUAUUUAAAAUGUCAUUGGUCCAUUAUUUGUGAUUAUCUUUUUUACUAGAAUUUUUGUUGUGCGUCAGUACUGCGCGUUGUGAAAGUUCUUGAAAACAGUUAACCGUGAUUAAAAAGAAUAAAAUCACUG